UUUGUUGUUUUAUCGUCACAACAAACAUAAAUUUUUAGAUAACAACGAAAGUGAAAGUGAACCGGAAAAUUUUAUUUUGAAGAAGUUUUUCCUUUAAAAUUUUCCCUUUAAAGCAUGAAAAUUGAAAAUAAAAUGACUAUGAAGAUGAAAUUGAACCCUGAACUCAGCUGUCUCGAAGCUCAGGAAAAAUUUUGGAGAGGUAAAUUCAAAGAAAUUAACGAAAAAUUUGCCGAAGAAAGAAGAAAAAUGGAAACCCUAUUUAUUCAAAUUACUGCAGAAAAUGAACGAUUGAAAAAUGACUUGAAUGAACUCUCGUUGCAGUCCUCUAAAUGCUCAGUUUCAGUUCAAACCUCUCCGAUCGAUAACGAAACCGACGUAAUAUGCAAGUAUUGUCAAAGACCUCUGGUCAAAACGCGGACAGUAUUUCCUAAACAAAAAGAUUUUCGUGAAAAGCUCAAAGAGGAUAAAAGCAAAAGUGAAUUUUUCAUAGACAAUGAUUUAAUCUUACGUGAAAAUACUACAUUCUCGAGAGAAAAAGAUCAUUGCGACGAUGAAUAUAAUAAUAAAAUCAAUGUAGAAAGAACAAUUACGAAAUUAUUUUCAACAAAUGAUCACUCAGAAUCUCAAAAAAUUGCUAAUAAACUCGUGGAACUGUACGAGAAACGUAGCAAAUCAGUUCCUGAUUUAGUAUACGAGGAAACUGAAACUGACUACGAAAAUUCGCUCGAAGCAGGGAAUAGAAUAGUUGUACAGGAUGACAGUGAUUGCAGUCGAAGUGAAAUACUAGAAACAAACGACCUGAUUUCUUCAGACGACUCGGAGAAAAUUUCCAUUUUGAAUGAACCAACUUAUCAACCUGUUGAGACGUCAAAAUAUUCGAAGAGAAAAAACGGAUUCCUUCCAACAGUUCGAAACAUUCGAAAGAAAAUGUUCAGAAAUUUAUCCAAAAUCAAGAGAACCUGUACUGAUAUCAAAUUGACUGAUACUCAUAUGAAAUCUGAUGUGAAAAUUCCCAAUGGAGUCACUUCAUCUUCGAACGUUUCAAAUAAAUUAGAAAAAGAUAUUUCCAAUUCAAAAUUACAAUCCCCUCACAAAACCAGAAACGAAGAAGCUCGACUCGAAGAGUUACAGACUUCUACAAAAUGUCAACUAAUUAGUGCGAUGAAAAAAUCCAAAUCGACGGGAAAUAUUGUGAAAAAAGUUGCUUUUUCAGACGAUCUUCCUUCAAUGAAAACUGUUUCUGAAUCCAAUCUGUUCCAGGUGGAUGAUUAUCGAUUCAAACGUCAGUCAGAUGCAAAACCUUUGUUGGUAGGUUCGGUUCAAGUACAUCGUGAUAAAUUUAAUAGACCGAUACCAGCUCCCAGAUUCAGAAAAAAUAUCGUCGACAUGAAUUCUUCGUAA
This is a messenger RNA of Planococcus citri (citrus mealybug), 1401 nucleotides long. RefSeq lists its product as uncharacterized. The coding region runs from base 115 to 1401 and encodes 428 amino acids. Lineage: Eukaryota; Metazoa; Arthropoda; Insecta; Hemiptera; Pseudococcidae. The transcript is spliced from 8 exons. The record is from RefSeq and is a predicted model, not a curated record.